GGCAAUCUAAGUUAGCUUUAGUAUAUAUGUAGGACACAGGUCCUUCUCUAAACAGUCCAAAUCAACCUAGAAGCAUAGCUACCUAUCCUGAGUCCCUAAAAUGUCCGAAUUUAGUCUUCCGCUCUCUAACAAAGUUGCCAUCGUGACCGGAGCAUCUAGGGGUAUCGGGAAAGGAAUCGCAGUGGAGCUCGCGCGCCGAGGAGCAACAGUAGUUUUGACCUACGUGUCUCAAGGCAGCGAGGUCCUCGUGAAGGAAGUUUGCCGAACUAUUGAAUCUUUUCCGCACAAGCCUCGCACUCACGCUUGUCGAGUCGACCUUAGUACCCUUGAAGGCCCCCAAAUCCUUAUUAGCGACCUUCUCGUAUGGAGCGAACGAAAUCUCGCGAUCGACAUACUCGUUAAUAAUGCCGGUGUGGAAAAUGUGGCCACCCUAGCUGAGCUAACCGUUGACGAUUACAAUGCCGUCUACAACUUGAAUGUGCGCGGUCCAUUGCUCUUGACUCAGGCUGUUCUACCUUAUCUGAAUAGCCACGGACGUAUUAUCAACAUCGGUUCCGUCGCCUCAAGAGGCGGCUUCAAGAAAUUUUGCCUCUACGGUUCUUCGAAGGCGGCACUGGAGGGUUUGACUCGGACAUGGGCCCACGAGUUAGGUGGUAAUGGAACAACGGUCAACUGUGUAAAUCCGGGACCCGUCGAGAGCGACAUGCUAGACAAUAUCCCAAAAGAUCUCGUGGAACUCCAGAAGACUCUGACGGCGGUCGAAAACAGAAUAGGAACAGUUCCUGAAGUUGCAAACAUAGUUGCGAGUUUGGCCGGCAAGGAUGGCGAUUGGAUUACAGGCCAAACAAUCUGCGCCUCCGGAGGCUAUGCCAUGUAUUAGAUUUACCAGUCGGACAUUACGAAUUCCUCACGAGGACAGCUUGGCUGCUCCGUAUAACCUCUUAGGCACUCGGAAUACAUGAUUAUCUGAUCUUGCCGUUGAUGAAUCGGUGAUAUGGGUUUGGGAGGAAUCGCUUUUGAACUAGACAGGGAUCUCUUGUCCACUACAUACCGCUUCCUCAUUCAUUUAGCUUAUCAUGGUUGGGGAUGCGGGCGUUAUUCUGUCAUCCAUCACUUUGUCGAUUUGAAAUACACUGCUUGUCACCUAACCUAUAUUGUCUUGCUGACAAAUGCCCUGCGUGAGAUUUCUCGUGUUGCUUAUCAAUUAAGGGGUUAGCAUACGACAGUUCCAUCGUCUUAACACACAAGCAAGACAUCAAUUAAUAAUGACUUGAGAACUCCAAGUCGAGGCUGUAUCGGAAUAUAAAGGACCGAGAGGAUCGAAAAGAAUCUUGGAAUUAUAUUGAUACGUGAUAUUUAUUUUUCUCAUCUUAUCAUCUUAUCCAACACCAUCGAAUUCGAACGCAGCAAA
Daldinia loculata is the source of this 1411-nucleotide messenger RNA. Its product is annotated as NAD(P)-binding protein. The transcript has 4 exons. Gene Ontology annotation, molecular function: oxidoreductase activity, acting on the CH-OH group of donors, NAD or NADP as acceptor. Bases 101 to 880 code for a protein of 259 amino acids. NCBI's taxonomy places the organism in Eukaryota, Fungi, Ascomycota, Sordariomycetes, Xylariales, Hypoxylaceae. The record is from RefSeq and is a predicted model, not a curated record.